GCUUUCGUUCCCUGCCUCUCAUCGCCCCCCAAGGCAGGGGGCAUUUUAGGGCCUGGCCCUGCGGAACUCCUGGCCACUGGAGGCUGGCAGUGGGCCCAUGGGGAGGGCAGCAGGGGGCCAGUAGGGCCAAGGGACAGGAAGAGGGCCAUUCCUUGGGGGUCUCCUGCUCUGGAGAGAACUGGAUGGGGGUCUUCAGCCCUUGGUGGCCCCUGGCUCUGGGGGCCCUCUGGCCAGCAGGGGCCUUUGUCCUCCAGCUGGAGACUGACUGCUUUCUCUCGGACACCGGCCAAGUCUUCUGGACCAACUGGAUGCUGACCUUCAACAGGAUCCCCUUCAUCUGCUACGACAACGACUACCUGCCCUGCGGCCUGGGGACCAUCGAUCCUUGGCGCCAAGUGUCCUCUCAGCUUUCCCAGCAGCUGAACGCCACUGGCCCUCCCCAAGGACCAGCCGCCUGCCAGGCCUGCCAGGGCCAGACCCAGUCCCUCUGGGGCCGGACAGCAGAACGCCGCACACCCCCAAAUGUCCUCAUUUUCCCGGUCACCCCCCGGAACACGCCAUCACCCAUCAUGCUGGCUUGUGGUGCGUGGGGCUUCUACCCGCCUGAAGUGAACAUCACCUGGUUCUGGAAUGGGGCCCAGCUGAAGGACAAAAUGGGGGCCCUCACCCUCAACAACAACGGGGACUGGACUUACCAGGCUCGGCGGACGCUGCCAGUCGACCCCAAAACCGGAGGGAUCUACACCUGCAAAGUGGAUCAUGUCAGCCUUGCAGAGCCCAUCGCCAAGCAGUGGGCCCCCGGUCUGCCUCUGGACCUGCGUCUCAAAGUGGGUCUGGCUGUGAUGGUCUUGGCUGUGGGCACCGUCUUCCUCACAGUGGCCACCAUCUUCUGGAGGAGGAAAUGGGCGCCGCAAGGUUACGUUCCUAUUGACGGCAGCACCUACCCAGAAGGGCACUAAGGGAUCCCAAUCCUGCCCCAAGCCAUGCAACUGAGACCCAUCCUGGACCCUCCUGCCUGGAAGAGAAGAGAGAUUUGGAGAUGUAUUUCAUGCUCCCAAAGCACCCUGGCUUUUCCGUUUCCCAAUCUGUUUUUUAUUUUCCCCAUAAAACUGGAAGGUCUCCGACCCAUCUGCUGUUCCGUUGGAUGCUUUUACGAAGCCAGUUGAGGCGCUGGAACGAAUAAAAUGCUUUUUGGAAACCCCACAGUUUCAUCAUUUGUAAUUCUGCAUAGCAUCCAACCCUUUUGCAUUGCCUGACAAGAGUAGACCCAUUGAAGCAAAGGGGUUUGCUUUUGGGUAGGUGAGCUAAUGGUCUCUUCUUGCAUGGGAUAAACUAAUGGGGAAAGCCUCUGCUGUAUUCCUCAUGCAUUGAGGGGGGGACUUGUCUUUA
Messenger RNA from Sceloporus undulatus (fence lizard), 1389 nucleotides. Its product is annotated as HLA class II histocompatibility antigen, DM beta chain. Gene Ontology annotation, cellular component: MHC class II protein complex; membrane. Gene Ontology annotation, molecular function: MHC class II protein complex binding. The transcript is spliced from 6 exons. Gene Ontology annotation, biological process: antigen processing and presentation of exogenous peptide antigen via MHC class II; peptide antigen assembly with MHC class II protein complex; positive regulation of T cell activation. Lineage: Eukaryota; Metazoa; Chordata; Lepidosauria; Squamata; Phrynosomatidae. The coding region runs from base 183 to 959 and encodes 258 amino acids. The record is from RefSeq and is a predicted model, not a curated record.